This is a messenger RNA of Colossoma macropomum (tambaqui), 885 nucleotides long. It is a transcript of the gene arpc3, whose product is annotated as actin related protein 2/3 complex, subunit 3. The record is from RefSeq and is a predicted model, not a curated record. The coding region runs from base 111 to 647 and encodes 178 amino acids. Lineage: Eukaryota; Metazoa; Chordata; Actinopteri; Characiformes; Serrasalmidae. Gene Ontology annotation, molecular function: actin filament binding. The transcript is spliced from 7 exons. Gene Ontology annotation, cellular component: Arp2/3 protein complex; cytoskeleton. Gene Ontology annotation, biological process: Arp2/3 complex-mediated actin nucleation; regulation of actin filament polymerization.
CACUUGCUUGUUCCUGUAUUGCUGUUGGGUGGGACAGACAGCGGAAGCGGCGUUUUGCAGCGCUGACACUCCACUUUUCCCAGCCUAAUUCGACACAAAUUUUUACCACAAUGCCGGCUUACCACUCCAGUCUUAUGGAUGCCGACACCAAGCUGGUGGGGAAUAUGGCAUUACUGCCCCUCAAAACACAGUUUAAAGGACCAGCACCCAAAGAAACCAAAGACCAAGACAUCAUUGAUGAGGCUAUCUAUUAUUUCAAAGCCAAUGUGUUCUUCAAGAAUUAUGAAAUUAAGAAUGAGGCUGAUCGAACAUUGAUCUACGUCACCCUGUACAUCUCUGAAUGCCUCAAGAAGCUGCAGAAGUGCAGCUCGAGGGGGCAGGGAGAGAAGGAGAUGUACACGCUGGGAAUAACCAACUUCCCCAUCCCAGGAGAGCCUGGAUUCCCACUGAAUGCCAUGUAUGUCAAACCCUCCAACAAACAGGAAGAAGAGACUAUGAGGGCCUACCUGCAGCAGAUUCGUCAGGAGACAGGCCUGAGACUGUGUGACCGGGUGUUUGACCCACAGACAGACAAGCCAAGCAAGUGGUGGGUGUGCUUUGUAAAGAAACAGUUCAUGAACAAGAGUCUGUCUGCACCUGGUCAAUAGGCAUCGGCUGAGAUUUUCUCUUGGUACUUUUACAUGGAGCGUGGAUGGGAUUAUUUUUUUCAGCGUUUGUUGUCAUUUUCUUUAUUUUUUGGCGGGAGGCGGUGCUUCCAUUGGAUAUCUGGUUUAAGAUUAAUUUUAUACCGCAGAUUUGCAAAGUCCAACGUAUUUGAUCCUUUCUGCAGCCAUACGUUAUGUAUGCAAAACUCAAGGUGAUCAAAUAAAAUAUUAAAGAAAAAAA